UGUGGUACUCAGAAAAAAAAAGUCAAAACAACAAUUAUGGAGUUCAGCAUUUACGAUUUAUUAUCUUUUAAACAUUAAAAACAAUGAUUACCGUACUGUUAUUCAGUACCCUAGUAUUAACACACGUACCCAGCAUUCUCUCUGAUGAUGUGAUGUAUCCGAAUGAACCGUACCGACCAUUGGGGCCCUUAGUCAAGUGUACCUUCUUGCCCAUUGAGUUUCUGGAUUGCGAGAGCCCCUACGACCACAAAGGCAACCAAACAGCCAGAGACGUGGCUGGCUACGGCUGCGUGAAAUUUGGAGGUGUGAGAUACGAAGAUGUUGAAAUCACUAAAGUGCAGUGCCGAGUAUUCGACCACAUUGAAUGCUAUGGGAUAAGAAGUUUCCUGAAGGAUGGGUUUCCUUGCGUUCGAUACACGGGCCACUAUUUCACGACAACAUUAAUCUACAGCAUUCUGCUAGGAUUCCUGGGCAUGGAUAGGUUCUGUCUGGGGCAGACUGGCACCGCUGUGGGGAAGUUAUUGACCCUGGGAGGUCUCGGCAUCUGGUGGAUAGUAGAUGUGGUCCUGCUGAUCACUAACAGCUUGCAUCCAGAAGACGGCAGCAAUUGGAAUCCACAUGUUUAGUAUAAGAAUGACCUACUACUAAGAAAACCAAUCUCAUUCUUGUAAAGAUUACUUUGUGAUAAAUAGUAUUGUAAGUUGUACAUUCAAUAAAUUAUUUUAGUUCUAAGUGA
This is a messenger RNA of Plutella xylostella (diamondback moth), 736 nucleotides long. RefSeq names its product TM2 domain-containing protein 2 amaretto (gene amrt). NCBI's taxonomy places the organism in Eukaryota, Metazoa, Arthropoda, Insecta, Lepidoptera, Plutellidae. The record is from RefSeq and is a predicted model, not a curated record.